Messenger RNA from Dicentrarchus labrax (European seabass), 3023 nucleotides. Its product is annotated as zinc finger protein 568-like. Bases 188 to 2743 code for a protein of 851 amino acids. The record is from RefSeq and is a predicted model, not a curated record. The transcript is spliced from 13 exons. Gene Ontology annotation, biological process: negative regulation of transcription by RNA polymerase II; regulation of immune system process; regulation of cytokine production. Lineage: Eukaryota; Metazoa; Chordata; Actinopteri; Moronidae.
AUACAGUCUUAUGACAACACGUACACGUUGUCUGACAAGCUCACAACUCUGCUAAGUUACUAACCAGAUAAAUAACUGGCUACAACGGCUAGCUGAAGCUAAGCUAGCUGACGCGCUCCUGAAAUGGCAGGAAGUCCAGAUACGCGGGAAUUUGAAGAUACUCGCUGUCACUGCAAUACGCCAAAUAAUGGAGACAUUUAAAAAGAAGUCUGUCCCACACAUCACCAUACAGCCUAGGGGGGUCACACCAACACCAGAGAGAUGCACCAGUUGCUGCAGUUCUGUCCACUGCCCGUUGUGCAGGCCUCAGAUCUUCAAACCAACAAUUUGGAGUAAGGUCCACAAACAUCUCAAAGGCCACGCAAAGCGUGCAGUGCAACACAAAGACUACACAAUAUUUAAAUGUAAUUUGGAGUGCAAGCCGACUGCACACUUCCACUGUCCCUCCUGCAAACAGUUGUUAGAAAGAAGAGACAGGUUUGUAGACCAUUUGGGACAGUGUGUCCAACAAGCUGUUGAAGAGGAGCAGGAGGCCAAGGAGGAGGAGGAGCAGCAGCAGCAGGAGGCCAAAGAGGAGGAGGAGGAGGAGCAGCAGCAUCAGCAGGAGGCCAAAGGGGAGGAGCAGGAGGUCAACACAAGUAAUCUGGAUGCCAGUGCAGAACCGGGAAAGGGCAGGACUACGUCUACCUCCAGAAGAGCUGAAGAGAGCCUGUCCGUGGCCUUUCAGGAUGCCCCAGAAACUGCAACCUCACACCCACAACCUCAGCCUACUGAUGAUCAUGGCUAUGCCUUGCCUGCUUCUUCUCCUACUGCUCUUAAGACCAGACUCAAUGAAGCCUUAGGAAGAGUGGAAAGUCUGGAGCGAGAGAAGAAGAAUGCCAUGGGCAGAGAAAAGAGGGCAAAGAGUGAUGUGAAUGCACAUCUGCCUGGUCCUCUUCUUCCUCUGUCAUCCCUGCACCUCCUGGUUCCUCCACUGAGGUUGAUGUCAGCCUGUAUGUGGCAGGUGGCCCAGGAGCGAAACGUAGACCAGUAUGCCAAACUGGCUGAAUUCAUCACGCUGGUGACAGAGAUGGUCCCAGAGCUUCUGAACUACAAACAGAAGACUCAGCUCGUCCUGGGACUAAGAGCUCAGCUCGUGCUUGAAUUGUUAAGGAGGACGGACAAGGUUGACUGUAAAGCUAUCUGGGAUAAUCUAAACAGUUUCCAACCGAGGACAACAAACUGUAUACAUGAAGAGGACCAAGAUGCAGAGGUGGAGAUUUCAAAGUCAGCAUUUGUGGAGCUGGUUGAGACAUUGCUGAGAGACCAAUCAGAAAAAGACAACUUUUUCAAGGAAGUCUUCUUGGUCCAAUAUGGAGCUCGUUUUGAUACAGCGCUGCAGAUCCUGGUGUGGGAGUUCUUCUACCGACUGGAGGAGUUCCUCCCAGUACCGAGUUUUUCACAGGUAUUCUCCAUGUUUGACAUUUCUUCCUUUGACUAUGAGUUUGAGCAGUUUGUCUCCGACCCUGAAGACCUGAAGAGGAUUUUGCAGCAUCAGCAGGAGCAUCAACAUUUGACUCAAAGUGAAUUCACCUUCAUGUCGGACACUAUCCUCUCCACGCUCGCAUCUAAACUGACUUCGGCAGCACCUGAAGAACAUAUUGAUCCAAAAAUGGAUGAGGGAGGUGAAGACAGCAAAGAAAAGACAGAGCAGAAGACACUGAAGCUAAAAGACAUAUAUGAGGAUGAUGAAGAGACUGACAAUGGUUCCAUUGAAACUAAUCCAAACUCUGGCUGGCUGUCACCUCUCACUUCCUCUCCAUGUUCUGAAGAAGCAGGUGAUGAAGAAACAGCUGGUGAAGUCACCUUCCAGCCACCCAGAUGCUCAGUGGAAGGACUGAAGGAACAUCUGGAUCUGAGUAGAAGCAAGGAGCCAUCAGAAGAGAGCCAGUCAUUGACAAGAGGCAGAGACGAUGCCAGCGAGGACUCCGUAAGAACCAAUAAAAACACCUGCCUGGAGUGUGGCAAGACUUUUGCAUGUCGCUCCUCUUUGAAAAGACAUCAUGUCGUUCACUCUUCGGUACGGUCGUUCAAGUGCACCCAGUGUGACAAGUCAUAUAAAAGUCAGAAAGACCUGAACCGACAUUUCCUGACCCAUUCCAAACCUAUAGUCAUGUCCUUUGCUUGCAGCCUUUGUGAGAAGAGAUUUAGUUCUCGGACUUUGCUCACAAUUCAUCUGCGGCGCCACAGUGGAGAGAGGCCGUUUGUCUGCUCGUACUGCGACAAGAGGUUCCUGACAAAUUCUGUUCUGAAGUCCCACGUGCGCAUUCAUACCGGUGAGCGCCCGUAUGGCUGUACUUUUUGCGACAAGAAAUUCACACAAGUGUAUCCUCGCACUGUGCACCUCAGGAUGCACACGAAAGAGAAACCAUACUUGUGCAGCACAUGUGGUUUGUCCUUCUGUAGCUCUGGGGCCUUGCUGGUGCAUUCACGCACUCACACAAGGGAGAGGCCUCAUCAGUGUGAGUCCUGUGAAAAAAGUUUUGCCACGGCUGUACAACUGAAAGUCCAUCGGAGAUUCCACACGGGAGAGAGGCCGUAUUCUUGCUCACAGUGCAACAAAUCUUUCCACAGUAGCUCGGGACUGAAGAAACACACGAGGACACACACGGGAGAGAAACCAUACCAGUGUUUAACUUGUCACAAGACGUUUUCCCAAAAAUCCAACAUGAAAAUACAUCUAAAAGUUCACAAGAACUUCUAGCAUACUGUUUUUGGAGACUGGUUGUUGGCAUGUUUGUGUAUCUUAAAUGAUAAAUGAAAGCCUUGUUCAUUUCUAUGUCAGGACAAGCUGUUUUGGUAAAUCUUGAUAUCAGUAAAUCACUAACAUGUAUGUAUGUAAAUAUAAAUUAAACUAUUACACAUUGGAGUGUAUGUAAAUGUACAUUGCGUUUUAAAAGACAAUAAUGUUUAACACUUGCUUAGGUUUGUGUUAUGUUGUUGAGAGAAAGAACUGUAAGUCAAUAAAACUUGCUGACAAAAGA